Molecule: messenger RNA, 988 nt
Organism: Plectropomus leopardus (leopard coralgrouper)
Lineage: Eukaryota; Metazoa; Chordata; Actinopteri; Perciformes; Serranidae
Gene: gmnn
Product: geminin DNA replication inhibitor
Biological process (GO): negative regulation of cell cycle; negative regulation of DNA replication
Cellular component (GO): nucleus
Source: RefSeq, a predicted model, not a curated record
CGGGAAAUUACAGAGAACAGAAAGGGAAGUUGCACAAAGAAGUUCUCCUCGUCAACGCUCUCCUGAAAGAAAAUGAGUGUCAGUGGAAAGCUAAAACACAGCCACCCGAAGUCAAAUGAGAAUAUUAAGAGCUUUUUCACACCGUCUCAGAAAGCUAUGGGACCCCUGAGGCAAACCCUGCAGGUGCUCCAGUCCUCAGCUGUCAACAAAGAUUUGGGAAGGUCAGCUCAGGUGGGAAAGGUCAUCCCCAAACGGAAACAGUGGGGUGCAGAACAAGCUAGAGGUCCAAAGAGGGUGAAGGUAGAGGUCAAAUCUACACAAACUGAAGCAUCUCAGUGUUUGACAGAUGGCAUGUCUAAAGAAGCAUAUGAGCUGAUGGUCGUAGAAACGCCUCCUUCAACUUACUGGAAAGAAGUCGCAGAGGAGCGUCGGAAGGCCUUGUACAAUGUUCUACAGGAGAACGAGAAGUUACACAAAGACAUUGAGGCUAAAGAUGAACAGAUAACACAGCUCAAGUGUGAAAAUGAAGAGCUGCAGGAGCUGGCACAACACGUGCAGUACAUGGCUGAUAUGAUUGAGAGGCUGACUGGGAAGAGCCCAGACAACCUGGAAGAACUGAGGGAGAUUGCUCUUGAUGUGGACGAGGAAGAUGAGCAUGAUGAUGCUGAAGUGGCAGGUCAGAGUGAGGAUGACGACUCUGAUUGCAGUCAGAGUGAUUCAGAGGAAGAUGAGACCUCAGACCACGAACACGCUGGACCCUCAGGAGAGUAGGAUUGACUGACACCAUUCUUGUAUGUUAUGGACUCAGACUUGAGCUGAAAGUGUGCUUUGGAAGCAACAAGUGGCCAGCCGUUUGACUGAAUUGGCUUUUCAAAGUAAUUGUUUAUGUACUUUAAAGUGCAACAGUUUUGAAAGCGCACAUUUUAUAUUCAACCCUUGAAGAGACGGGGCUGGUUUUUAUUAACUUUUGCUGAACUUUUUAGUUCAU